CGUGCGAGGCAGGGGCGGGGCAGAGGCGUGGGCUCUGCCACGUCUGGGUACGGUUCCCGGCUGUGGCGCGGGUGGAGGUGGCGCUGCCUCUGCAGCCGGAUCCAGAUCCGGAUCCAGAUCCGGAUCCGGUGCUGGGGAGCCCGGAGGGGGAAGCGUCCGACGCGCCUGGAGGGGAGCGCCGACUGCUGAGCCCGGCGGCGGGUCAUACUGGAAAGAUGAAACCUGAUGACACUCCUAUGUUUGACCCAAGUCUACUCAAAGAAGUGGACUGGAGUCAGAAUACAGCUACAUUUUCUCCAGCUAUUUCUCCAACACACCCUGGAGAAGGCUUGGUUUUGAGGCCUCUUUGUACUGCUGACUUAAAUAGAGGUUUUUUUAAAGUACUGGGCCAGCUGACAGAGACUGGAGUUGUCAACCCUGAGCAAUUUAUGAAAUCUUUUGAGCGUAUGAGGAAAUCUGGGGACUAUUAUGUUACAGUUGUAGAAGAUGUGACCCUAGGACAGAUUGUCGCUACAGCAACUCUGAUAAUAGAACAUAAAUUCAUCCAUUCCUGUGCUAAGAGAGGAAGAGUGGAAGAUGUUGUUGUUAGUGAUGAAUGCAGAGGAAAACAGCUUGGCAAAUUAUUACUAUCAACUCUUACUUUACUAAGCAAGAAACUGAACUGUUACAAGAUUACUCUUGAAUGUCUACCACAAAAUGUUGGUUUCUACAAAAAGUUUGGGUACACAGUGUCUGAAGAAAACUACAUGUGUCGGAGGUUCCUAAAGUAAAAAUCUUAAGAGAACUGUCAGCAAAGGGGUCAGUGCUAAAAGGCUUUAACUCUCUGUAGAGUUACAUUUUGUUGCUGCAACACAGUGACCUGCCUACAGACUGGACUGAAAUAAAGAACAUUGUAAUACAAGUGUAAUGACAUUAAAAGAUUACUCUGGGCUUAUGUGAGUUUAGAUCACAAAUGAUUAUUAUAAAGGGGGUGAUUUUUAACCAAAGGAAUAUAUUUUUAACUUGAAUCUUUUCUUGCAUUGUAUUUUUCUAAAGUUUGGCUUCAUUUCUCAGUAGUCGAGUACACUUAGUAAGUUUACAUGUCUGCUUUAUGUGCUGCUCAC
Messenger RNA from Dipodomys spectabilis (banner-tailed kangaroo rat), 1103 nucleotides. RefSeq names its product glucosamine-phosphate N-acetyltransferase 1 (gene Gnpnat1). Gene Ontology annotation, biological process: UDP-N-acetylglucosamine biosynthetic process. The record is from RefSeq and is a predicted model, not a curated record. Gene Ontology annotation, cellular component: Golgi apparatus; endoplasmic reticulum-Golgi intermediate compartment; endoplasmic reticulum. The transcript is spliced from 6 exons. Lineage: Eukaryota; Metazoa; Chordata; Mammalia; Rodentia; Heteromyidae. Gene Ontology annotation, molecular function: monosaccharide binding; glucosamine 6-phosphate N-acetyltransferase activity. Bases 216 to 770 code for a protein of 184 amino acids.